Messenger RNA from Dothidotthia symphoricarpi CBS 119687, 1704 nucleotides. RefSeq lists its product as uncharacterized. The transcript is spliced from 2 exons. The record is from RefSeq and is a predicted model, not a curated record. Gene Ontology annotation, biological process: kinetochore assembly; mitotic sister chromatid segregation. Lineage: Eukaryota; Fungi; Ascomycota; Dothideomycetes; Pleosporales; Dothidotthiaceae. Bases 172 to 1233 code for a protein of 353 amino acids. Gene Ontology annotation, cellular component: nucleus.
CUCUCACAACCGAGUGAGAGAUUGGAGACCUUGGAAUAUGAUCAGUGAAAGAGCUAGGAAUUGAGGAUAAAGGCAUCGAACGCUCGUCUGUCAUCGUUCAAGGAAAACUUCGCCUUCAGCAGACCAGGAGCAAGAGGCACAGUCGUUCACGAAUGUGCAUCGCUACACACCAUGGCGCAACCACAGAGCGAAACACUUCAGAAAAUACGAACCUAUGUUCAAGAGACUGCUAAGCUGCAAGACCAUCUGAUGGAUUUGGACGCGUCCAAUACCGAGACGCGUCUGGAGCAAACCGUGAGGGAACUGCAAGCACGCGUCGAAGAACAACAAGCUGCGUUGCAAAAGCUGCGAUUGCGAUCAAACAUUGAUUUGGAGGGCGCCGCAUAUGCCUCCUCCGACCCGCGACAAAAACUGCAACAGCUCCUAGCUGUCAAGGACGCGUACAGACGUCUCACACCGACUGCACCUUUUCUUCCUUCUCAGGACUCGGCUCUUCCUCCACUUCUGGCAGCGCGCACUUUCCAGCAAAAUGUUCAGGGCACUAAGGAUGCGAUCACCAACACGCAAGAUCAGGUUACGAAAACUGAUAUGAGGCUUCGACGCGAGGAAGCUAAUCUCCAUGAUGCAAACCUCAUUACGCAAGCUAUGGAGGACCGUAUCGAUAGACUGCGCGCACAGCAUGAGGAUCGAUCACAGAAGACUCCUGCCCAGCUCGCUCGUGAACUGAUCGCGGCCAAGCGGGCCCAAAGUGAGAGCUACGAUGAAGACAUGCAACGACUCAGCGAAGCGAUGAACAACUUCAUCAAUGACGAUCUGGCCGCCAUGAUCGCAGCUGAAGAACUUGGCGGCCCCGUUGUGGGAGACAUGCUAGGUGUAGAGGGUGACACUCUCGCAGCUGGCUUCACCAAGCAAGGACGCGCUAAAUCAACGAAAAAGCCUGUUUCAGACAAGACACGCCAGCGCAGAAUCGACCAGAUAUGGGGCAGCAACGCUGCUGUAGAGGACGAUGAGGAAGAACCACCCACUGAAGCUGAAGCCGCACACGCUGAAAUGAGCCAGCUGAUCGAGAAUCUGUUCGCAACGCUCGCAGGUCCCGGGGGGAAGGCGUACUUCCACCUUGAGAGGGAUUCUGCGGCGUCGAGGUUCCUGGUUAGAGCGAAAAUUGCACAGUUCCACCCAAAAGAUGCGCAGAAGUUACGGCUGAUCGACUUCGGAAGGGAAUUAGACGACUGAUAGAAAGAUCCGAUUAUUUCGUUUCUCUCUUGUACGCGCUUAAGUCCAUGGUCUCAUAGAAACCAAGACUGGGAAGGGCAUGUGAGAGGCAAGCGUCGAGUCGAAGUACCAGUGAGACAAAAUAAAGAGCUAUUCCAUAGACGAGUGAGGAGUCCAGGCAGUACAAGAGAGGUGUCUUCUUGGUCACCGGAAGCGCCGUGAUAACAGGGUUUCUUCUUCUCCCUUCUACACGUGUCUUUCGCUGGAACUGUAUUUAACAGAUCUUCCAUCUAUCAACUUCUCGCGAAUACCUGUGGCUGUGCAUCCAAAACCUGUCUACAACAUCUCUCUACCAAAACGUCCUAUCUAAAUCAUACGUGUAAUAAAACCCUCUAUAUCCCUCUAACCACGGCGCUAUAUUGCCGAUUGCAACUGCCUUUUCUGAGACACAGUUCGAAUACCCUAGGCCUGAAAAAGUGAUCGCCCCAUCGC